UCGAUUUUCCUCCCCGCGCUUGUUUGCGCCUCAACGGCCCCCUCGCUGAGGCAGGAACGCGGUAAUAUGGGGAAGGAAUGAAAAUAUAGACCCCCCCACCCCUCCCAGCCUCCCAUGGAGCCGCCUUCUGCAGCCUCCCGGGUCCCGAAGCUGGAGGAAGAAGUCAGGAGCCUCCAUGAGGAGCUGAGCCAGUGCCAGGCUGAUAAAGAAUUUGUGUGGUCUUUAUGGAAACGUCUCCAGGUUGCAAACCCAGAUCUUACACAAGCAGUCAGCUUGGUUGUUGAAAGAGAAAAACAAAAAGCUGAACUCAAGGACAGGAAGGUUUUAGAGAUUUUGCAAGUUAAAGACAGCAAAAUACAGGCACUGGAACAGCAAACAUGUGGACAUCAAGAAGAAAUAAACAACCUGGUUCAGAGAAAAAUGUCUGUAGAUGAAGAAAAUAGUGCCUUGAAGAGUGAACUCCACAUCUUACAGCAGAAAUUUAAAGAUAAAAUCCAGGAACUUAAGGACACUAAGGAGUGUGCACUGAGAAAGGAUGAGCAAAGCAGACUGGUUAUAAAAAAUCUGGAGGAGGAAAAUGAGGGAUUAAGUACACGCUAUGCUGACCUGCUAAAUGACCUGGAGAAACUGAGGAAGCGGGAGGCACAGUGGAGAAUAGAGAAAUCUGGCAUCGAUGCAAAAAUAAAGAAUUUAGAAGCUGAUUUAACUGAUGCGAGGGGACAAAUGGAAGUCUUGCAUGGUCGAUGCAAUGAUCUGGCAUCUCAGCUGGGCAUUAAACAAACUGAAUUAACAGAAAAAGAUUUGGAUAUGGCCAAAACUAGGAAGGAGUUGCAGGAACUGCAGAAUCUCUACAAACAAAAUACUGAACAUGCAGCACAGCAGGCAGAGCUGAUCCAGCAGCUUCAGGCUCUCAAUAUGGACACACAAAAAGUACUGAGAACUCAGGAAGAUGCUCACACAGCGGAAACAGUUUCAUAUCAAAAACUUUACAGUGAAUUGACUGUAUGUUUUGAGAAACUCAAAGCAAGUGAGACUCAGCUCCGGCAAACUCAAAUAUCUCUCCAGAAUGAGCUACUUGAAAAAGAACGAUGUAUAAGUCAGUUGGAGGAGCAACUUCAGCGGGCUCUCAGUUCUGCGUCUCCACUGCCUCCAGAAACCUUUCCAACACAGAAAAAAGAGGAAUUCCAACAGUAUUCCUUAAAUGAGCUAGAAUAUCUCGUAACAUCACAACAGUCUGAAAUAAACCUUUUGAAAGAAAAAUUGAAAAGAGCAAAUCGUACACUAGCAAAUCAUAGCACUUGCAACAGAGAUUUCUUGGAUUGCAUCAGUGUUAGUGCUGGGAAGAAAUACAAGGAACCACCUGUGAAACGUUCAAGGUCUCUGUCCCCAAAGAGCUUUUUGAAAGAGCCGGAAGAAGUAAGGAAGCUUAAAAUAGCUGAAAGAAAGAUUGAAAACUUAGAAAAGACACUACAGCUAAAGAUCCAAGAAAAUGAUGAGCUGAGACAUGCCCAUGAAAAGCGCAAAAAAAGGCUGCAGAUGUUACAGACCAACUACAGAGCAAUAAAAAAGCAAUUAAAGCAAUGGGAGGAAGUCUAUAACAAGCCUGGAAGCAGUAAAAGUGGAAAGGAGCGUUCAGAUCCCCAACAUCUGUGUCAAGAAGAUUCUGAUGCUGUAUGGAAUGAGCUGGCAUAUUUCAAAAAAGAGCACAAAAAGCUAUUGAUUGAAAAAUUGAAUUUAGAAGAGGAAUUGGAUCAGUUGAAAGUACAAGUAUCUAAGGAUAAAGCUACAAUACAAGAUCUGAAUAUGUUCCUGCAACAAGAAAGAGAAGAGCUCCUCUUUAGACUUGGUGAAGAGGAUGGGGUCAAGAACAGUACUCCAAAGAAGAAUGUGAAAGAAAUAUCAGUACAGACAUUACAGAAGAUUUCGCAACUGGAAAGAAGACUAGAGGGGUUUGAGAAAGAAUCUGGAAUACUGAAGGAAGUCAAUCAAGGGUUAAGUAAGGAUAAAAGUGAUCUAAAAGCAUUGCUUAAACAGUGCAGAGAUGAAGCCGAGACCAGAGAGAAGAAGUUGGAGAUACUACUGGAAAAGAUCACAGAAAUAAAGGAGGACAAAGCAAACCUUCAAGUAAUGAUAGAUGGGUUGGAGAGAGAGGUCACCUCUCUGAAGAGGCAAGUGGCAGAAACAAACUCGUUGAGAAAGGAAAAGGAAGAUCUGCUGAGUCAAGUGAAGCAAUUGCAGAGUUCACUGGACAGAGCAAUGAUCACCAGCUCUAGGGCCACAAUGGAAACAUCCUGUGAGCAAUGUAGAUGUAAGAAUGCAACUGCCAAAGUUAAGUUGAAAACAGGGAAGAAAAAAAGCCUAUUGGAAUAUCACCAGUCUCUUCUCAAUCAGUCCAUCAAGGUUAUGAGCGGUGUAUUUGAGAACUUCAGUAAGGACGGCUGGGAGGAUAUGAGUGAAAGCAGUGACUCUGAAAUACCAGCCUCUGAAAACCAGAAGACAAAAACAGCACAGAAUGUUCCAGUGAUGAACAAAAAUGAUCAGCAGGAGCACAAUCAGAUGGAAGAUAAGGAAGCGGUUCCAGAGAGUAUGCAUUUAGAAAGCCAUUGUCAUAAAAAGCCAGAUGCUGAAGUUGGUCCUUUCCAAAGGAAGAAACUCCUAGACCCAGUACCCAUCUCUAGUAAAGUCAACCGAGACAAGAGGAGAGGUAUCGCAAUCCAGAAGUCUGGUUGCUCCACUUCACUCUGGGGACGGAUUUCAUCGUUACAGCAGCAAAUAGGUAUUCUGCAGAAUUUAAAAAGGACAGCGGUAUCAUCUCUCAAAAAGUGCAGAGAAAUCAAUAAAGAGCUCACAUCUCAACUCCAUGAAACCAAACAAAGGCUUGACACCAGCAAGCAAACUGUUCAGACCCUGAUGUCCAGCCUGACUGAGUUGCAGCGAGAAAAAUCAGAUUUGCAAGGAAAAUUGGACCACCUGACCCAAUCUACCAAACUGAGAGAGGGCCUGUCUCCAGUGACAUCUGGUCAUACUGGAACGACACCAGCAACUCCACUAAAGAAUGUCGAUUUGGAAAUGAAGCAGCUGCAGUGCAAAUUGAAGAAUGCAAAUAAUGAAAUCACUAAGCAUUCAUCAACCAUUAAAUCUUUGAAAUAUGAAGUCCAAGGAAAAGAAGAACAGAUGCGGGAACUACAAGAGAAGAUCUCUCGAAUGGAGAGGGACCUAAAUAUGAAAAGACAUUUAAUAGAAGAUUGGAAACUGCGUGUGAAAACAAAUCAGGAAAAGGAAAAGAGCUUCAAUGAAACAUUGCGAACUCUUGAAGAAAAGGUAAAGGCAUUGACUGAAGAUUGUUCUAACAAAAAAACAUCAAUUGAUUCACUAAAGCAGAGGCUUAAUGUGGCUACAAAAGAAAAAACACAGUAUGAGCAGAUGUAUCGCAAGGCUAAAGAGGAGUUGGAGAAAAAGGAGCUUAAACUUGCCACUCUAGAAGCUAAAAUGGCUGAGGCUGAAUGUGCUAUGACUGAACUUGAAACUACUGCGUCUCAACAACUCCAUGGCUUGGCACGACAAAGUGAACAGGCCCUUGAAGUAGUGCAGAAAAAGCUAAUGAUAUCAAAUGAGAAGGUGGAAGAAUUUGUUACCUUUGUAAAGACUUUGGCCACCGAAUUACAACGUAAUGUGAAAGAGAUGAGAACAAGAAUCAGAUGUGCCAAAAAACUGCAACAAGAGAAAAAAUGUGGCCCCAGCAUUUCCAAAGACUCUGUUAACCGAGCCCAGUACUUGGCAGCAUCUAUCCUUAAUAUUUCCAAGACAGAUUUACUGGAUAUACUUGAUGUUGAAGAUGAUGAGGAAACUGAGCAGAUGAAAAUGGAAUACGAAAAUGACAAAGAAUGGAUGUCCUACUUACAGAAGCUUCUUGAAGGACAGUUUCCUUUUGCUUCAUAUUUAAUGGAUGCAGUGGUGGAGAAACUAAAUGAGGAGAAGAAGCUGGCAGAAGAAUACAACUCUCUGGCGAAACAAAUGACCUAGGUGCUGGCAAACUGACUUCUGAAAGAAAGGAAGGACCGCUAUGCUUUUUCGUACCUUGCCUCCAUUCCUGAUGUUGGCUUGCAGUGACUAUUGACCUCCAGUUUAUGGUAGCAGGUGCAUUUGUUGCAUUUACAUAGUAUUUUCCUUAGAGGAAAUGGAAAUGCAACACUUUCAAAGUAAAUAUACAUCAUCAUGCACAUAUGCAAGUUCACUUCUUAUCUUAAAGUAUGAAACAAUCCUCAAAAAGAAAAUAGUAUUGACAGUAGGACUUACUUCUAAGUGAACAAAUGGCUGUAGAACUCCUUCCCUCCCACUCCAUUUAUUCGUAUGUUAUGGACAGUAAACGUUAGCCUUAUUCUAUAUCAAAGUAAGCAAUUUUCUUUGCUCCUUCUCCCAUCAAUUUUGCAAUUCUGCCCAGACUCAACCACUGCAGGUUUUACCAUCUCCAUCAAAAUUGUAGCAAAAGUAUUGGGAUUUUGGCAUUUGUUGCAAGUCUUUUCAGGGUAGUAGAACUAUGUGAUCCUACUCCAUCCCUGAGAAGAGAUACAGCAACACGCUCCAGUUGGCUUCCCGCCCCUUUCCUACAAAUUCAAAAUGCCUAAGUAAUAGUUUAACAUUAAUAGAUUUUCAAUUCAACAGAAAAUAGUCAAUCAUUUGCACCAAGAUGGCCUAUGCAUUUUCUUAUUAGGCAGUCAUAAAAAUAUGCAAUUCUGGUAGCUUUACAGAGCCUCUAUUCACCAAGUAGCACUAUUGGAUACAACCAAUUAAAACUGGACAAAACUCUUUUUUAUUAAACUUACAAAACAUGUAUGGAAAUGUAAUUUUAAUUCCUUCAAAGUUUGGUGUGCUUUGAAAAAAAACUUUGCUAAGAUGAAAGUUAAUUUUAUUUGCUAGGUAUAAGAUCAUUUUUAAAAGUGUGAAAAUAAACAAUGAUUAGUGAAUAAAAUUCUGGAUCUAUUCAGCAGGUAUGUUUCUCUCUUUACUGUGAAAAUGUAUUAAGUGUGGAAUUUAUUUAAUUUUAUUUAAGAAUUGUUUUGUCUAAAUAAAUAAUUUGGAGUUUAA
Molecule: messenger RNA, 5085 nt
Organism: Anolis carolinensis (green anole)
Lineage: Eukaryota; Metazoa; Chordata; Lepidosauria; Squamata; Anolidae
Gene: cntln
Product: centlein
Exons: 26
Coding region: 115-4023 (1302 amino acids)
Biological process (GO): centriole-centriole cohesion; protein localization to organelle
Cellular component (GO): centrosome; centriole
Source: RefSeq, a predicted model, not a curated record